Molecule: messenger RNA, 2433 nt
Organism: Colletotrichum navitas
Lineage: Eukaryota; Fungi; Ascomycota; Sordariomycetes; Glomerellales; Glomerellaceae
Exons: 2
Coding region: 1-2433 (810 amino acids)
Biological process (GO): protein ubiquitination; rescue of stalled cytosolic ribosome
Molecular function (GO): ubiquitin protein ligase activity; ribosome binding
Source: RefSeq, a predicted model, not a curated record
AUGGCCGACACCCAGCCUACGAGCGACUCGAACCCCAACAGGGGUCAUCGCAACCGUGGCCGAGGUCGCGGGGGAGGUGGCGGCGGAGGCGGGGGAGCAGGAGGAACCCGCGGCAAAGGCAGAGGAGGGCGUGGUAGAGGCGGCAGCAAUGCUGGUUCCGUACCUCAGCAGAAUGUCUCGAGCGCGCCUCCACCAUCGCACGCCAAACCGGACAACAAGGUGCUCACCCGCACCGUCACCGAGGCUGACGACACGGCCAGCAGCGACGGCGAAGUGUGCUUCAUCUGCGCCGAGCCCAUCAAGUUCCACUCCAUUGCGCCUUGUAAUCACAAGACUUGCCAUAUCUGCGGGUUACGUAUGAGGGCUUUAUACAAGACCAAGGACUGCCCCCACUGCCGAACACCCUCUCCCUUUGUUGUCUUCACGGAAGAUGCGAAUAAGCGAUACGAAGAAUACACCGACGCCGACAUUACGAGUUUCGAUAACAACAUUGGCAUUCGUUACACCAACGAAGAAAUUGUCGGCGAUACUGUUGUUCUACUUCGCUACAACUGCCCCGCAGAAGACUGCGUCUUUGCCGGCCUGGGCUGGCCAGACCUUCACAGGCAUGUCCGUUCAACCCAUCACAUGAAGAUGUGCGAUCUUUGCACGAGGAACAAGAAGGUGUUUACGCACGAGCAUGAGCUUUUCGCCGACAAGGAGCUCGAGAAGCACAUGAGGCACGGCGACGACAGGCCCGGCGCGAUAGACCAGACCGGCUUCAAGGGUCACCCGCUGUGCGGUUUCUGCGGAUCCCGGUUCUACGACGACGACAAGCUCUUCGACCACUGCCGCGAGAAGCACGAGAGAUGUUUCCUCUGCGACCGGAGGGACUCGCGACACCCUCAUUACUUUGUUAAUUACAACGCCUUGGAGAAGCACUUUGAGAAGGACCACUUCCCGUGCCUCGACAAAGAAUGUCUGGAGAAGAAGUUUGUUGUUUUCGAGUCGGAGAUGGACUUGAAGGCCCACCAACUAGCAGAGCACGCCAACUCCUUGUCCAAGGACGUGCGGAGGGACGCAAGAGUGGUCAACAUGUCCGGCUUUGACUACAGGCCAUCAUAUGAAAACGAGAGGAGAGGCGGCGGCGGCGGCGGAGGAGGAGGUGGUGGUGGUAGAGACGGCGGCGGUCCUUCUGGCGGGCGCCAAGGGCGUGGCCGUGGCCGUGAUCCCAAUGCCGAGCCCAUCCCGCAGAGCUCUGCGCAACCCCUACGUCGCGACGAGAUUGCUUUUCAGAGACAGAUGGCAAUUCACUCGGCGCAAUCUGUCUCCAACCGAACCUUUGGCGGCUCUCUCUCCACGCCCUCGGCAACGACGCCGUCAACCUCGUCCCGGCGGGGCAAUGCGACGCCCUCGGGAUCGUCACGCCAGGCACCUGCAGCCACAUCAAGUGCCGCCCAUGCCCCUGCUCUGCCGACUGCCGAGCUCGAGCAGCUUACCGUUACCGAUAUCGCAUCGCUACCCCCCCAGGAGCGGGCGGCGAUGCUGCGCCACCAAGGAGUCAUUGAGCGCGCCUCGAACCUACUCGGCCACGACCAGACCAAGAUGACGGCGUUCCGCGAGUACAUCUCAAAUUUCAGAAAAGGUAAGCUCACCGCUCCUCAGCUGGUUGAUGCCUUCUUCUCCCUGUUCGCCGACACAUCUUCCAACGCUUUGGGGACACUGGUCCGCGAAGUUGCCGACUUGUUCGAGGACAAGUCCAAGGCCACAGCUCUGCACAAGGCCUGGCAGGACUGGAGAGCCAUCAACGAGGACUACCCGUCUCUGCCCGGCCUGGGCGGCAUGCAGGGCGCCACCACCGCCUCCAGCGGCUGGGCCAGCGCAGCUUCUCCCUCUCCUACCGCCCCCGCCGCCGCGCCCAACCAGAAGCACUCGAACCGUGUUCUGCGUCUUAAGAACAGCACCCGCGCCGGCGCUUCGGGACCCAAGCCGGUGACGUCGUCCGCUUCGAGCAGCUGGGUCGCAUCAUCGCCCGCGGUGCGCCCCCCAGCAUCGUCCGCCUUCCCUGCCCUCCCUGCCGCUUCCUCGUUGCCAUCGUCGAGUGCGGCCCGACCGUCCUGGAUCGGUCCGAACAACCCGUCUUCAGGCACCAGCAAAUCAGCCGGCUCGGCAGGUCCGUCGGGCGCAGCGCCUGGUGGCGGCCGCCCGCCGCCGUCGUCUGCUUUCCCCGCCCUGCCCCCGGCUCAGAAGCCUCUGACUACAAUCUUCGGCUACGGGUCAGGUAGAGGCGUGCGGCGUGACCUCGGGGGCGCGGCCAGCAACUUCAGCUGGGGGUCGACUCCGGGCAGUGGCGCGGCGAGCACGGACGCGUCGGAGAAGGAGGACGAGGGGGCCGGCCAGAGUGCCGGCGGCAAGAAGAAGAAGGGCAAGAAGGUGCUUGUUCAGUGGGGUUAA